Molecule: messenger RNA, 939 nt
Organism: Volvox carteri f. nagariensis
Lineage: Eukaryota; Viridiplantae; Chlorophyta; Chlorophyceae; Chlamydomonadales; Volvocaceae
Exons: 3
Coding region: 1-939 (312 amino acids)
Source: RefSeq, a predicted model, not a curated record
AUGGUCCUGUGGAACCUCACCCCUCUGGUGGCCAUAAGUGCCAUCCGCUCAACCGUGGACAUACCCAAUGGCUGGUUCACAGUGUGCAGCCCCCAGUGGGGUGGCCACCAGCUGCAGAUCUGCAAUGUCUACUCCCCCAUGCCAGCCACCCAGGUGCAUCCACACUCCAACACUGACAACUCUGCGAAAUGUGCCUUGUCCCCAUGCAUCAGCCACCAUGGCAGGAGUUACUGGGCCACCUCCACCUCCACUUCCUUGCACACCCUGACCUCAAUCCAGGAGGCUGUGCCCACCCUGGAUGCCAAUUCCCGCGACAUGGCACGGCAGGCUGAAGCGGUGGCGGCCCAGGACGUGGUGCUAAAAGGCAUGCAGGCUGCUGCUGCAGCACUGAAGUGCUCAUGGGGUGGUGGAUCUGGAUCAGUGACGGAGGACACCCCUCCCACCCCCAUCACCGCCCUUAUCCAAGAGACCAGCAAUUGUGGGGCUGGACCGGGCCCCUCCAGACUCCGUGAUCCCAGCACUGGGCAACUGGACAGCAACCUGGCCUGGAUACCGCAAAUCAUAGCCAACUACUGGCGGGAUGUCAGUGCCAUGCCAUCAGCAGCCGAACUGCCAACAGCAGUGAAACAGCAAGUGAGGGUGCAAGUGCUGGAGGCGCUACAUGCGUAUCCCAAGCAUAUGCCAGAAGCAGAGGACGUGGACAGCGAUGGGGGCCGGGCACUGCUCACAAGUGCCGAGGUAACAGCUGGCUCCACACGUCGUCCUCACGCAACCGUAGUAACAACCCAACCCCGACCAUUACUUCUAGACAUGCCAUCGGUGAAGCUCACGAUAGACUCUGCAUCCUUAUCCCUAGAAGCAGUCGUGCCACCGUCAAACAAGUCGCUGAAGUACCCGCUCCAACUGCCAGGGGACACUCCUCCUGAGUGGACGAGUUAA